UUGGUCACUGUCACAAUGUAUUUUCGCAUUCGAAGGAAAAACAAAGCGUUCAACAGAAAUUUCUCCGUUCAGUUUCAACUUUCAACCAAUUUCUCCAUACACUAUUCAUUUCAAUUCACCGAAGAAGAAGAACAAAUUAGACAUAUAUAUAUAUACACACAUAUACAUACAGAAACGUAACCGUCGAUUCACAAAACCCCAAAAUCUCUUUCCAAGUGUCAAGACUUUCACAGCCAAAUGUACGCAAAUCACCUCUCGGAACGAAACAUCGAAACCCUAAAAUGUCGAGGAGUCCAGUAGUGACGGAGAUAAUCACCGCAGCAGCAGAAGCAGCCUCAAACCCUAGAAAUGGCGAAGCAGUCGGCGGCGGGAUGGACUACAGCGUUCCAGAGGCGGCGUUUCUUGGCGCUUCUGGUCAUGUUGUUGGUCUGCACCGCGAUUGCGUUCAUCUUGCGAGCCGCGUUCGAGUCUUCUUCUUCGUUCGAUCAAGGCGGCAGAGGAAGCUUCGAGGAGGUUGUUCCGGAGAAACGAUUCCGCUUGGCGUCGCGGAUCGGAGCCGCGACGAGUCCGCUCAGCUUCAUGAAGUCUAAGCUCGUUCUUCUUGUUUCGCACGAGCUCUCUCUUUCUGGUGGGCCAUUGUUGUUGAUGGAGCUGGCAUUUUUAUUAAGGGGUGUUGGCGCUGAAGUUUGUUGGAUUACAAAUCAGAAACCAUCAGAAACAGAUGAGGUGAUAUACAGUUUGGAGCAUAAGAUGUUGCACAGAGGAGUACAGGUCUUCUCUGCUAAGGGUCAGGAAGCUAUAGAUACAGCUCUAAAAGCUGAUUUAGUUGUAUUAAACACUGCUGUUUCUGGAAAGUGGCUGGAUGCUGUUCUCAAAGAAAAUGUUCCUCGUGUUCUCCCAAAGGUGUUGUGGUGGAUCCAUGAAAUGAGAGGUCAUUACUUCAGAAUGGAGUAUGUCAAGCACCUUCCUUGGGUUGCAGGUGCUAUGGUUGAUUCACACAUAACAGCAGAAUAUUGGAAGAAUAGGACUCAAGAGCGCUUAAGGAUUAAAAUGCCUGAGACAUAUGUUGUUCACCUUGGCAAUAGCAAGGAACUUAUGGAAGUUGCUCAAGAUAGUGUGGCAAAAAGGGUUUUGCGAGAGUAUGUUCGGGAGUCUCUUGGAGUGCGAAAUGAAGACAUAGUCUUUGCUCUCAUAAAUAGUGUUUCACGUGGAAAAGGCCAGGAUUUGUUUCUGCGUUCUUUUUAUGAGAGUUUGCAAAUUAUACAAGAAAAGAAGUUGCAGUUGCCAUCAGUGCAUGCAGUAAUUGUGGGAAGUGACAUGAAUGCUCAGACCAAGUUUGAGUUGGAACUUCGGAACUUCGUGAUAAUGAAGAAAAUCCAACACCUUGUUCAUUUUGUAAAUAAAACUCUGACAGUAGCUCCUUACCUAGCUGCGAUUGACGUUCUCGUUCAGAAUUCCCAGGCCCGAGGAGAGUGCUUUGGAAGGAUUACUAUUGAAGCCAUGGCAUUUCAGUUGCCAGUAUUGGGAACAGCAGCAGGAGGCACCACAGAGAUCGUAGUAAAUGGAUCAACGGGCUUACUGCAUCCUAUUGGGAAAGAAGGGGUCACUCCUCUAGCAAAGAACAUCGUCAAACUCGCCACUCAUGUUGAGAGGAGGCUUACCAUGGGAAAGAGAGGCUACGAGAAGGUUCGAGAAAUGUUCUUAGAACACCACAUGGCGGACAGAAUCGCUGCAGUUCUAAAGGAAGUUUUGCAGAAAGCUAAGAUUACCAACAUGCGUAAAGGUUAGUUAGUGUGGUCAGUUUUCUGAAACUGAAAGCUUAUAUGUAUUGCACCACCCAAAGUUUCUCCGUUUUCACCUCUUCUUCGUUUUGUUGUCUGCCCUAAUGUAGAAUGAGCUAAAAGUUAUGUGUAUAGAAAAACAGUAUAGUGGCUUGUUCAUAAGCUGACAUUGUCAACAAGGUUUAUGACAGUAUGCUAGUGGGCUGUCAACAAGGUUUAUGAGAAAAGCUUUUUGUUAUAGAAAA
Messenger RNA from Cornus florida, 2026 nucleotides. RefSeq lists its product as uncharacterized. The transcript has 7 exons. The record is from RefSeq and is a predicted model, not a curated record. The coding region runs from base 349 to 1788 and encodes 479 amino acids. Gene Ontology annotation, molecular function: glycosyltransferase activity. NCBI's taxonomy places the organism in Eukaryota, Viridiplantae, Streptophyta, Magnoliopsida, Cornales, Cornaceae.